AUGGCACCUGUCUCUUGUUUGGCCGGGCCUGACAAGCAAAGCAGAAGCAAGACAGAUGUCAGGUCUGCUCUGAAUACCCUCUCCGCGCUGGAUGCCAUCUUUUCAGACAGUGAGUAUGAAAGUGGCUCUGUCAGUGACAAUGAAGAUGACAACAACAGCCAGCUCACCUCUGAACACUACCUGGCCUUAGCAGAGAGUCUUGAUAUCACUCAGCUUUGA
This is a messenger RNA of Blastomyces gilchristii SLH14081, 219 nucleotides long. RefSeq lists its product as uncharacterized. The record is from RefSeq and is a predicted model, not a curated record. The transcript has a single exon. Bases 1 to 219 code for a protein of 72 amino acids. NCBI's taxonomy places the organism in Eukaryota, Fungi, Ascomycota, Eurotiomycetes, Onygenales, Ajellomycetaceae.